Molecule: messenger RNA, 2619 nt
Organism: Parnassius apollo (apollo)
Lineage: Eukaryota; Metazoa; Arthropoda; Insecta; Lepidoptera; Papilionidae
Source: the annotation of a GenBank genome assembly
AUGCGUAUUACAAAGUUUCGGAAGUCCGGUGCAUAUGAAUUGCAUAGUGCUGAUUUAAGUACGGACCUACGUCCCUGGCAUCUGAAGGUCACUUCAAAUCCUCGAAGACUCUUAGCUACUGUUGUUAACGUAGCUGGACAUCAAGCUCUACUAACAAUGGCCGAAGAGCAACAAAUCUCGCAACUCGAUGCUUAUCCUCGCGAAUUCCGCGAACAACUCGCAAUCCGAGAACUCGAUGAAAACGGAAAACCGUUUGAGACUUUCGAGGAUAUGCCUGGAACCAACAUGGAUUUACGCAUGGCUCUAGAAGACUGCGAGAAGGCUAUCAACAAGUUCUUUAGUACCUAUCUUGAAAACGCUAUGGAUAUCAUGAAAGUGUGGAACACUACAAUGUACCACACCUUGGGCGCGUCCGUUGUGGAAUUCAUUCCGCCACAACAUUCGUACACAGCCAACACUUUGGCUGUACUCAAGAAUAUGCUGACUCUCUGCCAACAAUAUCACGACUCAUCUGCUCUUGAUGAUGACCACGACGAUUUGGUGUUCAAGAUGAACAACUUCGUCUCAAUGACCGAUGUGGAAGCGCAAGCGCAGCUGUGCCAGGAUUGCUGUAAUUCAUUAAAGUAUUGUGUCACAUUCCUUAAGAAGACAUGGGUGUCUCAAGAGUCACUUCUGCGUUUCAAUAAUGGGAUACGCCUCGCAUUCGCUGGCAUCCACAUCAUAACAACGGUAUUGCUUCCAAGACUCGUCAUUGCAUUUGAGAGUUUGGGCCUCUCACACCUCACGGAUUCCCGCCUGGCAGAGCUGCAAGCAUGUAUACGCCACCCGAACUAUAGAACAUUGCUUUGCCAGUCUAUGUCAUUGAUCUGUAGACAGGCCACACGCUACUUCAUUGGUUCGAUAUCUGUCAUCGAUCUGUGCCAACGUAUAAUGGAGAUACGCCCAUUAAGUGUUCGAGUAUUCCACGAAACCGAAAUCUGCAUGCUGCAUCAGUAUGUGCGUGCAAGGAUCGCCGAAGAUAAACUGUACCGAAUCGCUACCACUCUGCAGACGUUCAGAGAACUCUAUCAACGUUACGACGUGCAACUUGAAAUGACAACCAAUACGCUGAAUCAUUGGCUGCGAGGAGUGCAGCGACUGUACCGUAUCUCCAAAAUCUGUAACAGCCGCCAUGCUCGCGCUUUGGAGUCUCUCAAUUUGAUGAAGGAGCUCCAUGAUGGGUGCUGCAGGGAGAUCAAGUGGGAAAAUCGGGUAAUGGUGAAAUGGCAACGAAUCGCUCAGUUACUUCGCAGGAGUGCGGUGCCGAACGAACCAACAUAUCUUCGUUUAUUGAGCUUCUUACGCACGUUGCAACAAAAUAAUUUUCGCUGCUUCAAUGAGCUUCUAUCUGCCAGAUCCGUCAUGUUGUCCCUACGUUCGAUGACUACGCAGCUGCACGAGCGAUGUAUUUACACUUCAGAACAUUGUAGAAGUUCAUCCCACGUUUUACGUUUGUGGAGAAACAUCAACUUCCGAUUCAGCGAAGACGUCGCGUGGGGAAAUGACGCAACGACUUACGUCGACCUGGCGAUUGAGCUGGAUAGAGAGAAUCAUGCUUGUGCAGCCUUUAGAUACGUCCGUGUACUGAGAAAUAUUCGCUUCUUGAAGAAACUCCAUGAAUUCGGUUCAGCGGAACGCGUUGUCACCAUUGGCCUGAUAAUUGAUGCUCGUGGUGCUUUGGACGAACUACACGAGCAGUGCGUUUUCGCUAUAACUGACUACAAUCGUACGUUGUCUAAUAUUCGUCAGUGGAAACAGCUGUAUUACUGUUUUGAGAUGGAAUUCGAUUUCCGCAGGAAGAUGGACGCGGGGGCUUUUUAUCCCACACUAUACAGCGACUAUCACACUAGGGUAUAUUUGCUAGAAUUGGGCAAAUUAUGCCUAUUAAGGAAGCGUAAUCGCUCCCUUUAUAUGCAUGUCAUGUGGUCCGACAUUUUUGUAAUACAGUGGCAACAAGCGGAACAUCUGCUGCGCAGCUGCUACUCCCUUCGCCCGCGUAACAACCAAGCCACAGCAGUCCUGCAACAGUGGAGGCUGCACCAUCGCUUCUGCUACGAUGACUUCCUGGGUGCCCACGCCACGCCGAGUAAUUUGCGGAAGUCUGAUUUGUACCGCGUGCGUUGCGAUUUCGUGGCAACUAGCUACUUCCGGGCGUUAAACUCAUGGCGUCUGUUGAGGCAACUCAGUCUCAGUUACAGCAGCGAGCUUACCUGGGCAAACACGAUGAGGAACCAAUAUACGGCGGGGUACUCCACACUCGCUGCAACCUACUUCGGGCAGGCCAUGACUACACUGCGAGUAUUGCAGCAGCUUCAUCAACUCAGCCACAACGAAAUCAUGUGGGCCAAUGCGAUGGCGAUAGAUUGGGGUAACGUAGAACGAGCUCAGAGCCCUUGCGCCGUGUCCGCGAUUCACCACGGGCGCGCCGUUGCCAUUCAUCACUUGUGGAAGCAGAUCCAUCACCAUUGCUACACCGAGCUCACGUCUGCCAAUGAGAAGCGUUUCUUCACCACCAAUGGACCUCGACAUCCGCCUCCAAAUCUGCCCGGCCCUUCUUACAGCUGGCUCCGCCAGAUCUAA